Pocillopora meandrina is the source of this 2247-nucleotide messenger RNA. The record is from the annotation of a GenBank genome assembly. NCBI's taxonomy places the organism in Eukaryota, Metazoa, Cnidaria, Anthozoa, Scleractinia, Pocilloporidae.
AUGUGCUCUCCAGAUGCCAAGCAUGUAAUGAUCAGUUACCAAUGGGAUGUACAAAAACUCGUCAUUCAGAUCAAAAACAAACUUCAGGCGGACGGCUUCAAGGUUUGGAUGGACAUCGAUGAGAUGGGUGGCUCCACUCUAGAAAGUAUGGCCAAGGCUGUGGAAAAUGCAAGUGUGGUGUUAGUCUGUGUGUCUCAGAAAUACAAGGAGAGUCCUAACUGUAGAUCAGGUAAUGAUGAAAACUGCUUCGCAACGUUCGCAGGAUCUUUUCAUAUAGCAUCAUUGAUUAUAGAAAUCUUAGCAUUUUACCGGCUUUUUAGAAUUGUGGUUAGCCUGUAUUUACAAAACAAUUCCUGCAAUAAUUACAAUAUUAUCGGGCGCAAAUCCUGCGUGCAUUACUCGAAGGUGAUUAAGAAAGGAUAUUCGGAGGUUGAGUAGCCAAUCAGAGUACGUCUUCAACGUUUUCCACCAUAAAGAGUUUCUAAAGCUGCGGUUUCGAGCCUUAACUCUUUGUUAGAAACGAAAAUAGCCCAGACCCAUCCGGCCACAUGGCAAUGUUGUAUUUUCUCAUGGGUAUAGUUUGAAUGUGCAACAACGCAGAAAUUAGAUCAGAGGGACAAGAGAGCGAAAGGAAGCUAACGGAAGGAACUCGGUAUUACAUUUAUAAGUUUGAGCUGAUUUCAAUAUUCGAAGCUGAAUGCGAGUCUUCAAAAAAAUUCGUAGAGGAUUUUUUAGAUAGUCAAAAUGAUGAGAGGAAGUUGGGAAAUGCGAAGUGGAUGCACUACUCCCCUUGAAUACUCCUUGCCGGAAUUUGACUGACCUAGGGCAUUAAAUAAAUCUGGAGUUCCAAGGAUAGAGAAAAGGGUGCAAUGCAGCAUAGAAAAUCUUGUUUCCAUGCUAACAAUGUAAGACCUGACGUCUCGUUAAAAAAGACUUACCCAGCCCUAGUUUGUAGUCUCAGCCCUUUGUCUUCCUCCAUUGGUUCCAACUCGGCCAAUCCUUUGGAGGUAUUUGAACACGUUGAAUACAUUCUCUAGAGAUAACUAGACAAUAAUUAUACUGGAGUUUUUGACGAAGUUGUAUUUCGUUUAAUAAUGUAUGUAGAGGCAGAGUACACAUAUCAGCUUCACAAAGACAUCAUCCCUUUGAUGAUGGAUGGUAAAUACAGACCUGAUGGUUGGCUCGGCUUCAUUGUGGGAUCCAAAUUCUGGAUUGACUUCAGCGAAAAACAUAAACUGGACUCUAAUGUGAGCAAACUUGUGAAAGAAUUGGGGAGCAGGGGAAAAAUUGAACUUCAAGAAAAUACUGUGAAAGGUAUGAUUAAACCAAAACUGCUUUACUUGGUCGUUUGAGUUAUGAUCGUAACCAGGGCUGACUGUCUACCAUCUUCACUCGAUUCGAAGGCUGAGGAGAGCAAAUAUGUCUCUAAUGUCCUGAAGGCGAAUGGCUAUACGAAACCUUUUCUCCGUAACUGCCAAAAAUCAGUUACAACUAGUAGCACUCCUGAUGAAAGGGAAUCAGCGACUGAUUUUGUAGUUAUUCCUUGCAUUCAGGGUGUUACGGAACCCAUCCAGAUAAUUUUGAAUAGCCACAACGUUAAAGUUACUCAAAAACCUUUUCAGAAUUUGGGGCACAUUUUUGCCAAACCUAACGAAAGAACAACGAACCGUCGCCAUUUAUUCUAUUCCCUACAAUGACUGCGAUAACGAGUAUAUCGGACGGACCAAACGUCAGUUCGGUACACGUUUGAAAGAGCAUCAAAAAGCGGUUUUCUUUUGCAAACAAGAAAAUUCAGCUUUAUUCGAGCACACAUGCCUAACUAACCCUACAAUUGGGUGAAGCAAGUCUAAAAUUAUUACCACUAAUCGGCGUUACCUCCACAGCACCUUUGUUGGGAGGCCUGUAAUAUGAAGGCACUAGACAAGAGUGUCGAAACGUUGGGUCUAUGAAUUGUAACUUCACGGUUACAUUCAUUAAAUCUUCAGACCAGAGUAGCAUCAGACUAUGUCUGAAGGAACUACUUUUUAUGAUUACUCGUUAUAUUUGGAAAUUAUCCGUCAGAUGCCCAGACAAUUCCAACUCCUAGAGACGACAACUGAUUUACUCUCUUUUCUGUUUUAUUUAUUUAUUUUUUAUGUAGCCACAGUUCUGGAUGUUGUUGACGCCUCACCACAGUCUACUAUCAGAUCGUGGACGUGUAGUGAUGUGAAAACCUGGCUCAAGAAUGUUGGACUGAGAGACAGGUGA